This is a messenger RNA of Fimicolochytrium jonesii, 2052 nucleotides long. RefSeq lists its product as uncharacterized. Lineage: Eukaryota; Fungi; Chytridiomycota; Chytridiomycetes; Spizellomycetales; Powellomycetaceae. The record is from RefSeq and is a predicted model, not a curated record. The coding region runs from base 1 to 2052 and encodes 683 amino acids. The transcript is spliced from 8 exons.
AUGUGUUUCAAUGGCCAGGCUAGUGUUAAGGUUGGGUGUUGGGUAGAAAAGAUUUACAUCAAUGCCCAUCCGCUAAGGUAUCGGCUGUUCCCCUUCUUGACCUCUUGGGUGGUAGGUCGGAAACGGCGACCUAUUCCACUGAGCUCUGAAGAAUUGUGUCAGGGGGAUCAAAACGCAGGGGACAAAGUGUGUGGUGAGCAUGGUCCAGCGGGAGCCACGACUGGCGUGAUUGCCAAGGUUCUGGUAAAUCCUCUUCACCUUGGCGUCACAAGGAAGCUGGUAGCGGGGGAAAGGGCCCAGAAACCACAGCUGGACAACUUCCACCCUUUUCCGAUACCCAACAACAUCGGCUGUACCAACGGCCUUCCUCUCGCCAAUCACAGCGGGACAACGACCACCCUUCUCACACCCAACAACAAUGGCUCUACCAACAGCGUCCCACUCGCAAAUCACAGCGGGACAAUGACCACCCCCUUCCGAUACCCAACAACAACGGCUCUACCAACAGCGUCUUUCUUGCAAGGAACCAAUCAGUAUCAACUUGCAACCAUAAUGCCUGCGACGCGUGGCAAAGUGGUGGACUACAGGGGGAUGGAUCCUUUUCCGUACCUCGGGCGACACUAUUAUACGCCAAGGCGCAUUCGAGAGCGUAACCGGGCGUCAGGGCGAGUUCGGCCCCCACAAAUCGCCAACGCAACGGCUCUGCCCACCCAACACGCCCUCCCUCUGCCCAUCCAACACGCCCUCGCUCACGACGACGAUGGGCUGGACGGGAUGGACGUCUGCGAUGGGAACGAUAUUCACAUCGAGAAUGAUGAGGAUAUCAACACUAGCAAGAGCGAUGAUGACGAUGGGCUGGAGAUCAUCGAAGAACAAGACGCAGACGGACAAACUGUCUGCCGCACAAGCGUGACAACGGAGGUGCUUACUCCCGAACCGGUAGACAACACACGGGCUAUAAUCCAACAGCACCAUAUGCAACAAGGGGAUGUCAGCCCUAUCUCAUACUCCAGUGUGCGGCCCGUCUCGCAAGUUGCGCCAGAAUUAGACGCAACAAUGUCCCAGAGUAUUAUUGUGGCCAUCGAAGAAGGUCGCGAACCAGCCAGUGGCUAUUUUGCCAACGCAGCCCGCAAAGCAUGGGAUGUCAUGUCCUCAACAGCAGGCAUCAUCUCUCGCCAUCCAUCAGGACAGCCGAAGACACCAGAUGAUAUCGCCGCAGGUCUGCGCGAAUAUUGCCGAGGAGCGGGGGCCAUCAUGACGCUGGAUACCACUGCACACUUGCUCAUCUCGGGUCUGGACCAGUAUACGGGCACCGAUCAGGAGAGUUAUUUAAGGGUUUCAAUCACCGGGGUAUCAACCCCAACGGCUGACCCCCCGACAGUGGCCGAGAAGAAUCUUAUGCUCUCGAUGAAAAUGUUCGCGACGGCGCAAGCCAGCAGGCGGGUCGCUCUCCUUAACGUGUUCAUCAGUUGGACGGAGUUCAAGAGCGGCCUUGUAGAGCUAUACGAGCAAAUCAACAGUCGUCCCCCCAAGAAGAAUGAGGCGUCGGAUUGGCUCAAACUGUACCUCAGAGGGAGACCUGAGCUUUUAUACGCGCUUGCGGAGCAUGCCAGCCUGACGGACAGGCUCCCACAAAGGCCCCCACCCCCACAACACCUUCCGCUACUGACGCCUUUCACGCCCUCCAUCUCCUCUCAUGGGGAUAUCAACCCCGACUGGCCCUCCAUCUCCCUGGCUGCGGAAAGAAGAGUCGAUGAGGUCAUACAGGAUGUCGUCAAGAACAUGACCGACCUUGCACGGAAGGGCAGUCACUACGCCUUUUUGAUGGCGUUGCUGCCCGGUGUUAUCGCCGUACCUCCAACCUUCUUGCCUCUGGAGAUUGAGACGAUCCCGGCGCGUAACCUGCAUAUCAUCACGACCGAGUUGACCAAGGUGCGGGGCCGUAUUACGGACUUCCCGGCGGCAGACGCAAAUGCAUUGCUUCGCAUUAACAAGGCUCUCAGCAAUUCGAAUUUUUACGAUAGCGUCAAGCGACAUAGCAGCGCUAAGUAG